This is a messenger RNA of Lactuca sativa (garden lettuce), 536 nucleotides long. RefSeq names its product photosystem I subunit K (gene PSAK). Gene Ontology annotation, biological process: photosynthesis. The record is from RefSeq and is a predicted model, not a curated record. Lineage: Eukaryota; Viridiplantae; Streptophyta; Magnoliopsida; Asterales; Asteraceae. Gene Ontology annotation, cellular component: photosystem I; membrane.
CCUCUGCUCUUUCAUGUAGCUUCUGCUUUAAGAUCAUUCGCAAAUCCAUUUUUCAAACUCAAAGAAAAUCACAAAUGGCAACUGCUCUCAUGUCUUCUCUCCCUCAAUUCACUGGCCUCAAAGCCACCUCACCAUCACCCACCCCAAUCCAAAGCAUGGUAGCAUUACCAAUGAAGCCUAAGGGAAAGGGAAAGGGAGCUCUAGGUGUUCGUUGUGAUUUCAUUGGGUCAUCCACAAAUUUGAUCAUGGUGACAUCAACAACCUUGAUGCUGUUUGCUGGUCGAUUUGGAUUGGCACCAUCAGCAAACAGGAAGGCAACUGCGGGGCUAAAGCUUGAGGUAAGGGAUUCAGGCCUCCAAACUGGCGACCCUGCUGGCUUCACUCUUGCUGAUACUUUAGCUUGUGGGACUGUUGGUCAUAUUAUUGGUGUUGGUGUUGUUUUGGGCCUCAAGAACAUUGGUGCUAUCUAGACUCAAUCGAUCCUUGGAAACAAACUUUCAUGUUAAUAACAUUUUCGUGAUUGUUUUCUCUUUCGA